Messenger RNA from Acaromyces ingoldii, 3628 nucleotides. RefSeq lists its product as hypothetical. The transcript has a single exon. Bases 177 to 3485 code for a protein of 1102 amino acids. The record is from RefSeq and is a predicted model, not a curated record. Gene Ontology annotation, molecular function: microtubule binding. NCBI's taxonomy places the organism in Eukaryota, Fungi, Basidiomycota, Exobasidiomycetes, Exobasidiales, Cryptobasidiaceae.
CCCUAUGCGCGCGCGCGCCUUGGCCACUACUGUGUGUGUCGUCAAGCAGCUGUCGCCUUUCUCCGCCAUUUCCAUCUCUCACCCCGGCCGGUCUCACGCUUGCGACUUUCUGCAUGGGUUUUGAGCAGGGAGAUGGUUUCGGGCGUCGUUGAAGAGCGAAAGCGCUUGUCGAGAAGAUGAGCAGCCUUAGCGCCUCGGACGUGGCCGAUCUCAAUCGCCUUGUCGAGGCGAAGACCAAGAUCCAGGACCACUUCGAUGCUCUCUCCUCGCUGCCCCCCAUUGCCGUCUUCGAUGAUCUGGAACAACCUCCACCGGACUCGGCGGGAGAGGGCACGAGCUGGUUCUUACUGCCGCAGAGAGUCGAAAAGCUCGAGGCGUGGGAGGAAGAUCUCGAUUCGAUGGAGGCGUCGGCGCAAAGCUUUGAUCUCGGAGAGGUCGAGAGGUUGAGGGGCCUGGCCAAGGGUGAGCUGACCACACACAUCGAAUUUCCAGCUAUCUCUCAUCCGCCCCGCUCUUCCACAGCCGCGUCCGAGAGGCACAUGUCUUCGCAGGACACAGACCUUAUCGAGUUAGCCGUAGGCACCCUCGUGGCCCUCGACAAGCUCACCAAAAAGAUGCACUUGCGACGGCAGCAGCUGGACCUGCUGGCAUCUAGGAUUCAAUGGGACCUGUGCCGGAAAAAAUGCUGGCAGACGUUUUCUCCGCUGGCAAGUGAUGUCGCCGACUUUGUCGAGAACAAGGCGAGGUGGUCGACAUCAAUCUACCACAGUAAAGCAACGACAACAGAUGCCAAUGGCACAACGUCAAGCACAAAGGCUCACCGGAGCGCUCGUCAACUGACGGAGGACAUGAGGCGAGAGGCUACGCAGCUCAACGACCGCGUUCGGCUCUUCUGCACAAAGCUGGUGCCAGACUGCAGCGAAAGGUUAGACCAACUGAUCGAGCAAUGCCAAGUCCCCGAGUCGUUCCUCGAUGAACAGGACCGCAUCGACGACCUUGGCUCGGUGCUCAAGGUCCGUGGCAAGGUUCUGCUGGAGGUAGCUGCCCAAUGGGUAAGGAUCGACGAGUUGUUUCGAACCCUCCAUACGCUUCAUCUCGACGCAAAGGAGCUGGCAUCCACCGUCAAGGCUAACGACCUUGGUUCUGACGACCGCUCUUCCUUCUCAAGGCGGCUGAGAAAGCUCGUCAGCUACCUCGAACGGCUCUGCGGGCCAAGUACGACGAAAGCUUUUCUCAGCGAGGGUUCAGUGUCGUCGCGGUCUUUAAUGAGGUCGAUGGAGCACCACAUACCACAGCCGAAAUGCAAGGAUUACCCUUUUCUCGACAGCCACAAUGAAGAGGUUAAAAGAGCCAUUGGCAAGGAGCUCGGUGCAGCUGCAAAUCAUAUCCGCUCUGUAAACGAUCUUUGCAGGAAAGACGAUGACCGCGGUGUCCGGCUGCCGUCUCAAAGUUCGGACCAGGCGGACGCCUCUUCCGAAGCCACCCACAGUCGUACGACCUCUCUGAUCAGCAACAAUGAAGACGGACCCUCUCCAAGCAGCAUGCCAAAGGGAACAUCCGCAGAGGAUGAUGAUGUGUUCGGUUCGCAUACAAGGCUCCCCUCAUACUCACCAGUCGACACGCGCCGCAGCGAUGUAAACCAUUCACCCGCCAAGGAACGCAUCUUUGCCCUCACAGCGCAAUGCUCGACGGGCCACAUCGAAGAGCAGACUGAGAUUGAUGGCCUCCGUCAACUGCAAAGCUUGUUACCGCUCCCUACGCAAGGCCAAGCCGACGAGGUGGCAAGAGUGUGGAAGGCGGAUAAAGAAGCCGCUGAAGCUUUUCUGUCGCUCGAGAUAUCAGAGGGUUUGGCAAAGGACGUCGCUGCUCUUCGCGAUGCGAUGCGGAAGAGGGACUCGCGCCUUUUAAGAUUCCGCCUCUUGGCAGCCUUUGUGACCCGCUGCGAGCACGUACAGACAAGCCAGAGCUCGCUCUUGAAUCUUCUCGACCGCUUGCAGGGCAUCACUUCGUCAGCAUACGACACCAACGAGGACUCGGAGCAGGGAAAGGCGGUCACCGUGAAAGGAAGAGAGACCCCUACGUGCCGAAGCCACAAAGAGGAAGACAAAGCACGAAUCACCAAAGAGCUUCUCGACCUGUCGAGUCUGGUUGAGGCGGCCAGUGCUGCCGCAGAUCCCGUAAGCCAAGACAAGAGGGUGCGAGACGAGCUGGCAAAGGUGCGGCGGUCAACAAAGGACCUGACAGCCAUGGCGCGAGAGAUACUCGCGCCUCCUGGUCCCCAGCUUGCUGUGAGCGAGGACGAGGCCAGAGAGUCGUCGUCAUCGGCUCCCUCGACCGCCACAUCGAUUGCACCUUCGAGUGAAUCGGAGUCCGAGUCCGAAGCCAAUGGGGUGGCAACGUUGCGUGUAGAUGACCACGAGUCUCUGACGCCGCUGCAGAUUCAGCCUCCAUGCAGCAACAAGAUUGGAAGAGAGCAUCCUGCCGGGCUGCAGUUGACGCCCAGGAAAGCUGUUGAUGCCUCGGUGCGCAUAUCGACCAGAUCUUUCUCGGAGGGAACGCCGCGUGCCUUUCCACAAAGUCCUCUUGUCACGCCUCGCCAGUCUAGGGUCCGACAGAAGAGCACCAGGAGCUCUCCGCACCAGUCGUCUUCACGUAUCCCCGUCCUCUCUCCAUCAAAGUCGGCGUCGUCGAUUCUACCUUCGGGUGGCCGCACGCCAUUACAGAGACACCCGAAUCGAUACCGCGCCAACCCAAAGAGCAAGCUCGAUGUGGCCGUGAGCAAAGUUGUCAAUCACUUGCCGAUACCUGUUCAGGUUUCGCACGCCUCAGGUGAAUGGCGCGACGAGUCGGGAAGGUACUGGGUGGGAUCAAAGCUGUGCUUCUGCCGGAUUCUCCGCUCACGUACCGUCAUGGUCCGCGUUGGCGGCGGCUGGCAGGAGCUGAGCAGUUACAUCGGCCAGCACUAUGCCCACUUGGGUGGCAAUACGUCCAUAGCCAUCACUGAGAGCCCCAAGGGCCAAUUUAGAGGCCCGACGGACGAGGACAAGCUCCCCUGGAUCAGCUCUGCGACCAUCAGUCCAAAGGCUAGCCCGUCGACGAGCCCAGCUGCCAUGUCUUUUCUCAGAUCGGCGACUGAUGCGGACCUGCAGAGGAGCCCGCUGCUGCGCAAGAAAACAUCGAGCUUUUCAUCGACAUUAUCUUCGACUUCGCCGUUGCGGCCAAGAAGGGUGAGCGCUGCCACACCAUCUAGCCCAUUCUCACGCAAGGCGUCAGAUGGCAUUAUGCCUUCACUGGAUCUCUUUUCGUCUCCUCUGCUACCCAGCUGGCCCUCGACGCCGGCAUCAGAGGCAAAAGACCACUCGUUGUGGGUUCGCAGAGAUGGGAGCGGGGCCGACGGCAGCGUGGCACUGAGCAAAGCGUCGACGCCGCGAUCGCGCACAUCGAGCCGCGUCUCGCCUCCUACCCUCAAAGUAUGGCGUCCGUGAGGGUCAACUUCUCUUCCCCUCUGGUUCACUUAAACAAGCAGCAUCCAAUUGUAUGAUAGUCAACAAUUCUCAAGCCCUAGCAAAAUACAGAGCCCAUGUACAACUGUGAAGAUCCGUUGACAAUUGUGACUAGGCUUUCCAGC